Molecule: messenger RNA, 1881 nt
Organism: Suncus etruscus (white-toothed pygmy shrew)
Lineage: Eukaryota; Metazoa; Chordata; Mammalia; Eulipotyphla; Soricidae
Gene: TRIM16
Product: tripartite motif containing 16
Exons: 6
Coding region: 10-1671 (553 amino acids)
Molecular function (GO): protein binding; zinc ion binding
Source: RefSeq, a predicted model, not a curated record
GCCGUCCAGAUGGCUGAAUUGGACCUGAUAGUUCCAGGGCCACUGCCUGAUGUCACUGCUCACUGUCUGGCCACUCUCGGCCCAGACUCUGAGCCAGUAGAAGGCAUGGGCUCCUUAGAGGGUCCUUGUGGGGAGACUGAAGGGGAAGGAAAUGGAUCUGCAGAGCAAGGGAGUCCUGGCAGUGACGGAGAGGAGGAGAUCCUAUGUGACUUCUGCCUGGGGGACAGUAAGGUGCGGGCAGUGAAGUCUUGCCUGACAUGUAUGUUAAAUUAUUGUGAGGAGCACCUGCGACCGCACCAGGAGAACAGCAAACUGCAGAGCCAUCAGCUGACUGAACCAGUAAAGGACCAAGACCUCCGCACUUGCCCUGUCCACCAUAGCCCAUUGGUUGCCUUCUGCUGUUCGGAUCUGCAAUGCAUCUGCCAGGAUUGUGGUCAGGGCGACCACAAGGACCACACAUUGGUCUCCCUGGACAUCGCUCGCAAAGAUAAGGAGGCUGAACUUCAGCGCACUCAGUUAGAGCUGGAAAGAAAACUCAAGUUGAAUGAAAAUGCUAUUACUAGGCUCCAAACCAAUCACAAAUCUGUUUUGGUGUCUGUGUCAGAGGUGAAGGCGGCGACUGAGGAGAAGUUUGGGGAACUCCUUGCUGCCGUGAGGAAGGCCCAGGCUGAUGUGAUGCUCUUUUUAGAAGAGAAGGAACAAGCUGCACUGAGCCAGGCUAAUGGCAUCAAGACCCAUUUGGAACACAGAAGUGCAGAGAUGGAGAAAAACAAGCAGGAGCUGGAGAGGAUUGCUGCCCUGAGCAACACUGUUGUAUUCUUGGAGGAGUACUGCAAAUUUAAAAACAUGGAGGACAGUGCUUUUCCUAGUGUCUACAUAGGAUUUAUGGAUAAACUCUCAGGUAUCCGCAAGGUCAUCACGGACUCCACUGAACACUUAAUCAACUUGCUACAAAACUACAAGAGUAAGCUCCAGGAGUUUUCCAAGGAAGAGAAAUAUGAUAUUAAAACUCAAGUGUCUGCUGUUGUUGAGCGCAAGUAUCAGACUUCAAAACCUGAGCCCACUACCAGGCAACAGUUCCUUCAAUAUGCGUAUGAUAUCACAUUUGACCCAGAUACUGCUCAUAGAUACCUCCGGCUGCAGGAGGAUAAUCGCAAGGUCACCAACACCUCACCAUGGGAGCAUCCUUACCCAGAGCUCCCCAGUCGUUUUGUGCACUGGCGACAGGUGCUCUCCCAACAGAGCCUGUAUCUGCACAGGUACUAUUUUGAGGUAGAGAUCUCUGGAGCAGGCACCUAUGUUGGCCUGACUUGCAAAGGCAUUGACCGGAAAGGGGAAGAUCGGAACAGCUGCAUUUCUGGAAACAAUUUCUCCUGGAGCCUCCACUGGAACGGAAAGGAGUUCACAGCCUGGCACAGCGACUCAGAAACGUUGCUCAAAGCCAACCCUUUCCGGAGGCUGGGCAUCUACAUCAACUUCCAGGGAGGGACUCUCUCCUUCUAUGGAGUAGAACCUGAUGCUAUGACUCUGGUCCACAGAUUUGACUGCAAAUUUUCGGAGCCUGUCUACCCUGCCUUCUGGCUUCCCAAAAAGGAAAACAGCAUCCGCAUUGUGGAUUUGGGAGAAGAACCUGAGAAGCUAGAUCUAACCUCAGGGGGAAUUACCUCCUAAACUCCAGGACACAUAUCCCAGACUUUUGCUCCAUGCUGUACUAUUCUCAAUGUUUCUAGUUAUUCUCAGGUGCCCAAAUCAUAACCUAAUGAUAUUUUGUAUGUUUAUCAGAUUAACAUCACAUUGAGUUCACAAUCAGUAACCUGAACUCUUCAGAACAACCAAAAAAGAAUUGUACAGUAAUUAUAAUAAAUUUCUAACUUUACUGUG